AUGGCUGCAGAAUACGAGAGCGAUCCAGGAUGGCAAUAUCUGAGGAGAAGUCGCGAACAAAUGAUUAUGGACCAGUCCAUUCCAUAUGACACCAAAAAGAAUUGCUGGGUACCGGAUAAAGAUGAAGGUUAUGUUGCCGGCGAGAUCGUCGCUACGAAAGGAGAUGUUCUUACUAUUAUGUGUGGCGGAACUGAGAGAACCGUGAAGAAGGAUAUGAUCUAUCAAAUGAAUCCACCAAAGUACGAGAAAACCGAAGACAUGUCCAACUUAACAAUCCUCAAUGACGCUUCCGUACUGCACAAUCUACGUGCACGCUAUGCAGCAAUGCUCAUCUAUGUUAGUUCUUGUGCAAUCCAUAAUCGGAGUUACUUUAAUGCUUGCGAUCUUCAAACAAAAUAUUACCCUGAUCCUCACCAAUUUCUUGCGUUACUGCAUCGCUAG
Messenger RNA from Anisakis simplex (herring worm), 441 nucleotides. The record is from the annotation of a GenBank genome assembly. NCBI's taxonomy places the organism in Eukaryota, Metazoa, Nematoda, Chromadorea, Rhabditida, Anisakidae.